AUGGCUCGAACCAAACAGUCUGCACGAAAAAAUGCCUAUUCCUGUACACCACCCUCUUCAUCUUCCUCAUACCAAUCCAUAGAACGUUCUCCCUCUCCACCACCUCGCCCAUCACCACCACACACAUCUUCUGCCUCUCCCUCUUCUCACACUAGUCAAGAAGUUCUAAACCUCAUUCCUCUGUCUACCUUUCUUCCACCACUAUACACUCGUCCUACACCAAACUUCGCUCAAGUGCCUCCCCAUCUUCGCACUAGAAUCACUCAUCCACGCCGCUCCAUGCGUGUCCAGUCUGGAAUUGGUACGUCGAAAUCCAUGAACCCUAAACCACAUUAUUUCAUCAUUUCAGACUCUGAGAGUGAUGACUCUUUUGAUUCGUGUCCCCCAGUAGCAAAAUCACCAACACAAACUGAGCCACAAAGAAACACGAUGCCCACAACACCAACACCACCACCAAAAAAUCCAUCAACAACUACUAACCCUUCGACACCCUCAAAAAAGACAGAUGUUUUGACCGAUCUGUUUGAAGAAGACUCCGCACGAUUUUUGGCCACUUAUCUGAAGCCUCUUCCCAAAGUAUUCAACAACAUGUGUCAACAUACCCUGAUUCCACACUGUGGAAGUCAUGAGUAUGUAUCUGAUAAUGAAGCCUUGCUCAUUUAUCAUCUUUUAAACUGCAAGAGAUUGAAUCUACCUCAUGUUAUUCUGCAGCACAUGAUCUGUGCAGCCAAAAAAGAUUACAGAAAGAAUAUUGUGCCUUAUGGCAUGGUCCUGACUAAAAUCUUCAGGCAUUUUGGAGUAUCUCUUGCAUCUGAACAAUCUUUGAUAAAAAUUUCCAAGUUUUCCACCAAAAACCUAUCUCAUAUGCGUAAAAUCGCUUCUGCUCCAACACCUACUCCUCCAUCCUGUCCCACCUCUCUCAAAAGGAAAAGAUCAUCAGGAAAACGACCUUCCACAAAUCCUAUUUCCUUCUCAUCUCCUUCUACUGAUCCUAAGGAAAUCUCAGACAAAAUUCCUACACCAGAACGUUCUCCACCUCCUCCAGAACAUAUCCCAUCACCUUGUACUCUUUUUGCUCAAACAUCCGACAGAGUCUCUUCAGCUAUUCCCUCAUAUACACUUCACUGCCCCAUCCACGACUUUAGUACUUACUUGUCUAAUCCACUUUUAUCUACCAUGUCUCCACUAUUUGUUUCACCUCAGAAAACCAGCUCAUCCAUUUUUGGCAUAAGUCAGUUUUUGAACUUUUCCGCUACUGCUGGCCCCUCUACCUCAUCUAUUGGCCCCCUACCAUCUGUUUCAUCUUCUUUUGUCUCUAUUCCAUCCUUAUCUACCAUGCCUAUUCCUUCCAACACAGUUGUUGCUACCUCUUCUCAACCCUCCGCUCACUUUCCCUCCACUUCCACCUUAGCUGCACCCUCCAACUCUGAUAUCAUGGCUGCUCUCCAGAUCAUCAUGGCAAGACAAGUUCAGCAUGAUCAAGAGACUGCUUUACUCAGAACUUGGAUGGCUGAUCACCUUGCUCUCAAGCUGGGAAUUCCACCUCCGCCUCCUCAUCCGGUGCCACCUCCUUCUCAGACCCCUCAUCCUGGCAAAUCCUCCUCCUCAGAAGGAUCUUCUCCCUCCCUAGCUUCUUAG
Molecule: messenger RNA, 1638 nt
Organism: Cicer arietinum (chickpea)
Lineage: Eukaryota; Viridiplantae; Streptophyta; Magnoliopsida; Fabales; Fabaceae
Source: RefSeq, a predicted model, not a curated record